Messenger RNA from Aspergillus piperis CBS 112811, 1140 nucleotides. Its product is annotated as NAD(P)-binding protein. The transcript has 5 exons. The record is from RefSeq and is a predicted model, not a curated record. Gene Ontology annotation, molecular function: oxidoreductase activity, acting on the CH-OH group of donors, NAD or NADP as acceptor. Lineage: Eukaryota; Fungi; Ascomycota; Eurotiomycetes; Eurotiales; Aspergillaceae. The coding region runs from base 1 to 1059 and encodes 352 amino acids.
AUGGCUAAAACCGGCUUCCUUCCCCGCGAAGGUCUCUACAUCGAUCCGAUAAUAGUAGGGUUACGGAAAACAAUCUUUCAUCCGUUUACCACAUUGCUGUUGCAAUUCUUGGCGCCAAAACUCGCUUUCCUUGUCCCAUACGAACAACUGAUCCGCAUUACCGCAACAACUAGUGUCAUCUUGUGGCUUAACGAUUGGUUAACUUCCAAGAGCUUGAACAAUUGGGUUACGGAUCAUACUUGGGACUGGAACAAGGAGCUGGUCGUGGUUACGGGGGGAAGCGGUGGUAUUGGAGCGGGGGUCGCUCAGCGUCUGGCUGCACUGGGCGCACGCGUUGUUGUGUUGGACAUUAUCCCAUUAACCUACAACCUUGAGAACAAACGCAUCCUGUAUCACAAAUGCGACUUGAGUGAUGAGAAAGAGAUCGCAAGUAUUUGCGAAAAGAUCAGAGCGGAAAUUGGUGAUCCAUCUGUGCUAGUGAACAAUGCUGGUCUGUCACGCGGGCGUACAGUAGUCGAGGGUACCUACAGCGACAACAGCAUAACCCUAAAAACUAACUUACUGGCACCAUUUUUCCUGUCGAAGGAGUUUUUACCGGCUAUGAUCCGACGAAACCAUGGACAUAUUUUCAAUGUGGCCUCGAUGAGCGCUUAUAUCCCGCCUCCCGGGCUUGCUGAUUACGCAGCAUCAAAAGCUGGAUUGAUUGCAUUUCAUGAGUGUCUUGCCCAAGAGCUUCGAGUCCAGAAUGCAACGAAGGUCCGCACAUCGCUUGCUGUGCUAAGCUUCACCAAAACGCCACUAUUCAAAGGCGAUACAAACCAGUCCAGAUUUCUGAUGCCUCUUCUUCAUGUCGACACGGUUGUAGAUGUCAUUGUGGAUAUACUCGACAGUGGAUUGAGCCAGACAGUUUACCUUCCAGGAAUCUUUCGUUAUUUUGCUGGCUUGCGAGGAGCUCCGGAUUGGGUUCAGCAGCUGAUUCGAAGCGGUACCAAGUUCUUGAGAGUGGAUUUCAAAGGGCGACAGGAGAUUGAUCCGCAGACUGGAAGGCUUGUGCAGUGAUCCAAUCCCCAACGGAUUAUUUCUCUUUUCAGUCAGUAGGAGUCCUGUGAUAAUAGGGUUUUAAUUAGAGGUCAACUAUUA